Sinocyclocheilus rhinocerous is the source of this 2332-nucleotide messenger RNA. Its product is annotated as EGF-containing fibulin-like extracellular matrix protein 1. The coding region runs from base 1 to 1308 and encodes 435 amino acids. NCBI's taxonomy places the organism in Eukaryota, Metazoa, Chordata, Actinopteri, Cypriniformes, Cyprinidae. Gene Ontology annotation, molecular function: calcium ion binding. The transcript is spliced from 10 exons. The record is from RefSeq and is a predicted model, not a curated record.
AUGGCAAGUCAGUGCACAGAAGGCUAUGAAUAUGAUCCCAUUAAAGAGGUAUGCAAAGAUAUUGAUGAGUGUGCCAUUGUCUCUGAUGCCUGCAAAGGAGGCAUGAAGUGCAUAAACCACUAUGGCGGCUACCUCUGCCUCCCUCAGAAUGCCCAGAUUUUUGUCACUAAUGGAGAUGAAUCAUCCCAGCGCACAGACCCUAUUCCCCAAACCCCCCUUAACCCGCUGAACCCCACUAACCCACAGACCCCUCAAACUCGCACCCAGUCAAACCAUAGAGGUGUAGCAGCUGGAGCCACACAGUGCUUGCUGGGCUUUACACUGGAUGAGCAAAACUACUGCCAAGAUGUAGAUGAAUGCUCUCAAGGCCUACACACCUGCAAUGCAGACCAGAUCUGCUAUAACACCAGAGGCUCCUACACCUGUCAGUGUCAUCCUGGAUACCAGAAACAUGGAGAACAAUGUGUGGAUAGAAAUGAGUGUAUGCUAUCACACUACUGCAUGCACAGAUGUGUGAACACUGCUGGCUCUUAUUACUGUGAGUGUAAAGAUGGCUACCAGCUCGCCAGCAACAACCACAGCUGUGUAGAUGUGAAUGAGUGUGAUCUGACUCAGCCGUGCCAACAUCAGUGUUUCAACCUCCUGGGCUCAUAUGUCUGUCAGUGUGAUCAGGGUUAUGAACUCGCGCCGGAUUCAGUCUCAUGUGUGGACAUCGAUGAGUGCGCAUUCUCCAGCUACAUGUGCCAGUAUGUGUGUUUUAACAGCCCGGGUGGAUAUUCCUGCAUCUGCCCAGAGGGAUAUCAGCUGCAGAGAACAAGAAUGUGUCAAGACAUCAAUGAGUGUGACACAGGCCACGAGUGUAGGGAAGAUGAGAUGUGCUGGAACUAUUAUGGAGGUCAUCGCUGUUACCCUCAGAACCCGUGUCUGGAGCCUUACGUGCUGACGUCGGAAAACCGGUGUUCGUGCCAGUCUGCGGGUGCGUGUCGAGGCCUGUCGCAGUCUAUUGUUUACAAAUACAUGAACAUUCAUUCAGAGCGCACCGUACCAGCAGAUAUCUUCCAGAUUCAAGCCACAAACAUCUUCCCCAGUGCACACUACACCUUCAGGAUUAAAGCUGGCAACGAUGGUGGAGAGUUCUUCCUUAGGCGGUUCAGCAGCGUUGGUGCGAUGCUGGUCUUGACCAAGUCCCUGGAGGGCCCUCAGGAGCUGAUCGUUGAUCUGGAGAUGAUCACUCAACACACAGUGAUGAACUAUCGCUCAAGCGCUUUACUACGGCUCACCAUCAUCGUGGGACCCUACUCCUUCUAACACGACUGCUGCUUCACACAUUUAUACACACCCAGACUGCUUGCAUUAAAGCUACACGCAGCGACGGUGAGAUGUUAUGAACUGCUGACUGUUCUAAUGUGUCUUUGAUUGCAGUCAUAAAAAAAAGAACCUGAAUCUUAUUCAUAUUAUGCCACUAAAAUGGUUGCCAAUGUGACAAAAAAUAACAUUUUAUAUUGAUAAUUUAAAAUCUAAAAACUUUAUUGGUUUUGUCGUAUUUCAUCAUCGUCUGAGGCUGAGUCGCAGAGGAGAUGGUGUAGAGAGGAUAUUGAGUGUGAUCAACCACUGAAAAGUAUUCAUCAACAGAAUAGAAUGGAUGCUUUUGAAUGAAUUUCUACUGUAUAUGAAGGAUGGGUGAUUGUUAGUCACACUCAAGUACAGCACGUUUACCAAAAGCAUCAUCUUAUCGUGAGUUUAUUCACAUUUGCAAGUACGAGUUCUGCUUGCUUUCAGAGUUUGUCAGUUAAAAAACUGGGGACACGAUAGGUUUGAGAACAAACAUCUCAACCGGUUAGACAGCCUCGGCAUCAUAAACGGAAUAACACGACUGGUGCCAUGCUUCAAUAUAAAUGACACGCUUUUCCAUUACUAAACUAUAACCAUUACUAAAAAUGACCAGUUAUGUUCUGUAACAGUUUCAUGUCAAAUAUAAAUUGGGAGUCUUUUUUAUUCAGAAAUUUGUCAACACAUUGACGAAAACUCAUCAAGCCACAUCACAGGAAAUUCACAUUUUUGGCACCUUUUUAAUUCCAUUGUAAUCUUUCUCUCUCUCUCUUUUUUGCAUCAAAAUUCUUUAGUUUGAUUGUAAUCAACAUUAUGCUACAAAUGCUUAAUUUUGCAAUUUCAAUCCUUGCCUGACUGACAGCCUUUUUUUUCUUUUUUUUUUUUAUCAGAGGCAUGUCUGUAAUAAUGGUGUGUUUGGUCUGUUCAGAGUGAAAUAACCUCAAAAGUGAAAAGAGAUUACAUUUAAUUGCAAGUUGUAGGGCAGCUCUUAAAUGGAGUGUAU